AAAGCGUGCCGAUAUACGCCCAAAACAAACGACUUGCUGUCAUCUUUAUUAUUCUAAUCUUUGGUCCCGUCGGUCAGACGGAAUUUUGGAGUAAUCUUUUGCAACAUUUGGGGCAUCGCACGCCGACAGAAAAUGUCAGCAUUCGAUCACAUUGUGGUCGUAAUCGCUACGACGGAAACAUCUACCGAUAUCAUCCCAUCUUCAAGAGGAUUAUAGGCGGGGAUGAAUCCAAUGUUGCUGAAUGGCCCUGGUUAGUCUCACUUCAACUUCAUGGACCGAGGAUGCGGAAACGUUCAGAUGCUCGAGUUUUUGAUUUAGAAAACCUAAAUCAGGCAUCUCUCAAACAGCUGGAGGCAGCGAUGGCUGAAAUCCGAUCACGGUUAAAGGAUAUUUCGCCCGAAAGUUAUGUGGAUGACCAAUCGGGUGAAGAACUUGACGCGAAUUCGUCUCUGACUGGACAUAUUUGCGCGGGUGCAUUGAUAAGUCCAUGGUGGAUUCUGAGUGCAAGACAUUGUUUUGACGAAGAAACCCAUCCGCUUUUGAGCUCCUCGCCGGACAGAUGGACGGCCAUUCUGGGUGAGCACAAUAUGAACGAAAUAGACGCUCAGCAGGCGGAAUACGAAAUUGCCAAAAUAAUAACGUUUCCGCAGACUGAUACAGCCAGCGAUGAUUCAACGUUCAAAAGUGAUAUCGCCUUGUUGAAGCUAGCUCGACCCGCGGUGCUCAACGAAUACAUACAAAUUGUUUGUCUACCUUACCCAGAGGAAGUGUUCGUUGAGGGACAGAUGUGCUCGGUUGCUGGCUGGGGGUUUACCGAAGAAAACGGCGAGAUUUCAAAAAUACCAAGGCAUAUCCGUAUCCCCUUGGUUUCAACAGAAACUUGUCAAGAGAAGUACUCAAAAUUUCGGUUUCCUACUAUUCAGGAAUGGAUGAUUUGUGCCGGAGGAGUUCCGGGAAAGGAUGCUUGUCAGUAUGACUCUGGUGGUCCUCUGGUUUGCCGCUCUCUAUCGGACAAUCAGUGGAUCGUUACGGGAAUUGUGUCCAUCGGUAUACGGUGUGCGUCUCAGUAUCCGGGAGUCUACACGAAGGUUACCUACUUCCUUGACUGGAUUAGAAACGUUACAAGCACAUUGUGA
This is a messenger RNA of Opisthorchis viverrini, 1136 nucleotides long. RefSeq lists its product as hypothetical. Lineage: Eukaryota; Metazoa; Platyhelminthes; Trematoda; Opisthorchiida; Opisthorchiidae. Gene Ontology annotation, biological process: proteolysis. The annotation marks the transcript as partial. The record is from RefSeq and is a predicted model, not a curated record. Gene Ontology annotation, molecular function: serine-type endopeptidase activity. The transcript is spliced from 9 exons.